CUCAAAAGGUGCGCCGCCCACGUCUGCGAGCACAUGAUGGAGAAAGAAAGAUGCCGCCACUGGCACAGCUGAUCCCAGCAUAGAAAUGAGAAAGUGAGCAUUUGAGCUCGUCUCUCCAGCUGCAGGGGCUUUCCUUCAGAAGCAUUCAUAAGGUUUGCUUGAGAUUGCUUCGUGGUGUUCUCAUUCUCCUCCUCACCCACGCUACUCGAUCAAUGUGAAGGGGUGCUACCGCAUCUUCUGGAAGCCAGUUGCUCCUUCUUCGUCUGCUGAGACUGGUGAACUCUUCAGCUUCAAGCCUAUUCCCACCAAUUGAAUCACGACCAGAUUUUCCAAAACAUCAACCAUGGUGAUCAGAGAGGACCGCGCCAAACCUCCGGCUCACACCAGUUUCCAGGCUUCAGCACUGCAUGCACUGGGUGGCACCCCCCCCAAGCAGAACAAACCCCUCGAGGAAGCUGGUUCAGAGUCUCCAGCACGCUCAAUGGACUUAUUCACACCACUGUCCGGUUUGGCUGGCGAGUUGUGCAGGCCACGCACAGUUGGGGGGGCAGCUGGCCCUGCUGAUGGGGGGAGUGAUGCGGAGGGGGAGAGGGAGGUUGGAAUCAAGAGGAAGGGCAGCUACAAUCCUGUCAAGAGCAAGAGGGCAAAGGAGGUGUCAGAAGGAAAUGAGAGUCAGCCAAUAUACUUACCAGAGGGGCUGGAGGCAGUCCUGGACGGCGUGCACCAGAAUGGAGAGUCCGAUUUUGAUCCGGUCCAAGCUCUUGCCAGCACACGCCACGAGUUUGGGGAGCAUGGCGGAGUCAACAUGAGCGUUGAGAACUCCACUACGUUCACCGUCAUGAAGCCUGAAACGAUGGAGAAGAUUUUCAAGGGCCAGCUCGGCCCGGAGAAUGGUGGCACCGACGGGUUCUAUCUGUACUCGAGGCACUUCAACCCGACUGUCAUGGUGUUCAGCCGCCAGAUGGCAGCCAUGGAGGGCACCGAGUCGGCGUAUUGCACCGCCAGCGGCAUGGCGGCGAUUGCGUGCAGCGUCCUCCAGGCUGUGAAGACUGGCGAGCACGUUGUGGCCUCCAACCGAUUGUACGGCGGCACCUUCGCCCUCUUCCACGACCUGCUGCCGCGGAUGGCGGGCAUUCACACCACGUUCGUGGACAUCGUGGACACGGGCAAGGUGCGGGAGGCGCUGCACAGCACGGGUGCCAAGGUGUUGUUCCUGGAGACGAUGUCGAACCCCACGCUAGUGGUGCCGGACCUUCCGGUGCUGGCGGCCAUGGCCCACGAGCGCGGCGCAAAGGUGAUCGUUGACAACACUUUCGCCCCCCUGGUGGUGUCGCCCGCCCGCUUCGGCGCUGACGUCGUCAUCCACUCGCUCACCAAGUUCAUCAGCGGCGGGUCUGACGUCAUCGCAGGCGUUGUGUGCUCGUCUGCGGCGUUCAUUCAGGAGCUGAUGGACCUCCACAUGGGCACGCUCAUGCUGCUCGGGGCGACCAUGAACCCGGCCGUCGCCUCACAGUUGUCUGGUCGGCUGCCGCACCUGGCCCUGCGUAUGCGCGAGCACUGCCACCGCGCCCAGGUCUUCGCAGAGCGUCUGGCGGACCUGGGGAUGCGCGUAGUGUACCCGGGGCUCAAGAGCCACUCCCAGCACGAGAUCCUGGCCCGGCUGCGCAACCGGGGCUACGGGUGGGGCGGCCUGCUGGGCCUGGACCUGGGCUCGCUGGACGCCGCGAACAAGCUCCUGGACUACCUCCAGAACAACAGCCAGUUCGGCCUCAUGGCCGUGUCGCUUGGCUACCAUGACACGUUGAUGAGUUGCAGUGGCGGCAGCACAUCCAGUGAGAUUCCGCCUGACGCCCAGGAGGAGGCCGGCCUGUCCCCGGGCUACGUCCGGGUGUCGGUUGGAUUUACCGGGGCGCUGGAGCAGCGCUGGGAGCAGCUGCACAAGGCCCUGUUGGACCUGAAGCUCAUCCCGGGGCAGUGACCGCCCGGCAGAACGGUUGACCAACUUCGGGUUCACGAGGCCUGUCUUGGUCCGUGCAUAUGUAAGUACGCUGUAUAUGCAGGUAGUAUAUACAACAGGUUCUGUACAAAACGAUACUGACCCAGAGAGAGCAUAAGGUAUAUAUCUAGGACGUUUAGGAGUCCCUUGGGUGUGAGGCUUCGCCUUCGGCAAAAGGAAGAACAGGAUGGACCGCAACGGGUGCUUGGGGUCCGGGAAGAGAAGAGUGACGAGAACCUGUUUUGUCUUGUACAUACCUCACCGUCAAGCUGAUAGACUUCAAUGAAAACUCGGCCGCCCAGAAAUCAUAGCAACAUCUCCGCGAUCUUCUUAGGUGAAGCUUGGCCUGUAGAAUGGAAUUUGUGUUUCAUAGUCACUGACGUGCAGGGGACUGAAUUAGAAUCAACGAGUAGGAUAGUGACAGGAUGACCUUAGCGCUGCUAAGUAUCGCCUCGCUCGCGCUCAAGCCAGACUGGAUUGUCAUAGCGUUUAGUUGCGUAACACUGCUUUCAAAGAUUGCAUAUGGUGUUAAAACUGUUAUAACGGUUCUGCGUGUUUUGUUUAUCCCUCGCGCUUCCUCCUUUCGC
Molecule: messenger RNA, 2583 nt
Organism: Klebsormidium nitens
Lineage: Eukaryota; Viridiplantae; Streptophyta; Klebsormidiophyceae; Klebsormidiales; Klebsormidiaceae
Source: the annotation of a GenBank genome assembly